CGACGUCGUUUACUGAAGUCCCGCUCAGAGUUAGUUUCCCGGUUUAUGCUGAACGGCGAAAGGUGGCUUCCGAACCCACACCGGAAAAUGUCCGUGAAGCCUUGCUCCCAUUUCCCGCGAAGCAAAAGCUUUUCUUUCAUUUACGGAUCGAAUAGUGUCACUUGCAAAACCAAAACCCCAUUUUUAUUUUCCUUUAAAAGCUUGCAAAGUGCUAAUUCGAAGUGCUAUAAGAGGUUUGAAUGCAGGAAUUUGAAAACUUCUUGCCAAUUCUUUGUUUCAGAGAAUGAUAAGUACGACUAUGUUGAUUCUGGGUUACGGAAGGCGUUUUCCUUUGCCCGGUCGAUUUCACCUGGUGGUAGCUGGUGGAACUUAUCUGAACAUAAGCAAGACAAUGUUGAAGCGGCAAAGCCAUUAACGGCGCUGCUUGCUCUUCGCCGGAUGUGGGUUUUAAUUUCCGGCGAGAGAUGGAUUUUAUUUGUGGCUUUUGGUUCACUUGUUAUUGCUGCCGUUUCAGAGAUCUCCAUGCCAAGUAUACUGGCUGCGUCAAUAUUUUCAGCACAGAGCGGUGAGACCGUGGGUUUCUACCGGAAGGCACAGUCUUUACUUGUUCUGUGUUUCGCUUCAGGCAUAUGCAGUGGUCUGCGAAGUGGCUGCUUUGGAAUUUUGAAUGUAAUCCUGGUAAAGCGUCUGCGAGAAAAUCUGUAUGCAGCUCUUCUUUUUCAGGACAUAUCCUAUUUUGAUAGAGAGCAGGUUGGUGACUUAACAAGUAGGCUUUCAACAGAUUGUCAACGACUAUCUUAUGUCAUAGGAAAUGAUCUUCAUUUGAUUUUUCGCAACACUUUACAGGGAACAGGAGCAGUAAUUAAUUUGCUGACUUUAUCAUGGCCUUUGGCAUUGUCCGCCCUGGUGAUUUGCUCUGUUUUAUCUGCAAUUUUCCUCGUUUAUGGCCGGUAUCAAAGAAAAGCAGCAAAGUUGACCCAAGAUUUCACAGCUAGUGCCAAUGAAGUAGCCCAGGAAACCCUUUCACUGGUUAGAACGGUCCGAACCUAUGGUGCUGAAGUAGAAGAAGUUGGAAGGUACAAGCAAUGGCUUCGGAGAUUAGCAUUUGUAAACACUAGAGAGAGUUUGGCUUAUGGUUUUUGGAAUCUGAGUUUUAACACCCUCUACCGUUCAAGUCAGACUAGAAGUGAUGUGAAACGCAACAUGCAGAUAUUUGCUGUGCUGUUAGGAGGGAUGUCUGUUCUCUGUUGUUGUGUGACUGUGGAACAGCUUACUAAGUAUGUGUUAUACUGUGAGUGGCUGAUAUUUGCCACUUGGAGGGUGACAAAUAGCUUGUCAUCAUUCCUGCAGUCCAUUGGAGCAUGUGAAAAAGUUUUUAAAAUGAUGGAUCUUUUGCCCAGUGACCAAUUUCUAUCUAAAGGAGUGAAGUUGCAGAGGUUAAGGGGACGUUUUGAGUUUGUAAAUGUAUCAUUUUGCUAUCCUACGAGGAUCAUGGUUCCUGUUCUAGAACGCUUAAACUUUUCUGUAGAAGCAAAUGAAGUGAUUGCUAUAGUUGGUGUUAGUGGCAGCGGAAAGAGCACAUUACUCAACCUCUUACUUCGUUUAUAUGAGCCAAGUAAUGGUCAGAUUUACAUUGAUGGGUUUCCUCUCGGAGAAUUGGAUAUCAGAUGGCUGAGACAAAACAUUGGAUAUAUAGCACAGGAACCACAUCUCUUUCACAUGGACAUUAAGUCAAACAUAAAAUAUGGUUGCCCCAGAGACAUUAAACAGGAAGAUGUUGAACGAGCAGCAAAGCAGGCCUAUGCUCAUGACUUUAUUUCAUCAUUUCCCAACGGCUACGAAACCAUUGUUGAUGAUGACUCACUCAGUGGGGGGCAAAAGCAACGAAUUGCCAUUGCUAGGGCCAUUCUUCGGGACCCAAUUAUUAUGAUACUUGAUGAAGCAACCAGUGCUCUAGAUCCUGAGAGUGAGCAUUACAUCAAGGAGGUUGUAUAUUCAUUAAGAAGUGGAUCUAAAGCAAGAACCAUCAUUAUCAUAGCACAUAGGCUUUCUACCAUAAAAGCUGCUGACAGGAUCUUCGUAAUGGAUGGUGGUCGCAUCAUUGAGUGCUCGCAGAUGGGUAACCACGAAGAACUUCUGCUUGAAGAUGGGUUCUAUGCAAAACUGUAUAAGGGUCAAACAGAUGCUUUGACUUGAUUCAAGUGGCUUGUGGAUUUACAAUUUAAGGGGAGAGGGUCGUGAUCAUUAUACUAUGUAAUGUAAUCAAAGAGAGUUGAAGGUUGCAAUGCUGAUAAGAACCGUGAUUCAUAUCA
Molecule: messenger RNA, 2312 nt
Organism: Prosopis cineraria
Lineage: Eukaryota; Viridiplantae; Streptophyta; Magnoliopsida; Fabales; Fabaceae
Product: ABC transporter B family member 26, chloroplastic-like
Exons: 18
Coding region: 46-2196 (716 amino acids)
Biological process (GO): transmembrane transport
Cellular component (GO): membrane
Molecular function (GO): ATP hydrolysis activity; ABC-type transporter activity; ATP binding
Source: RefSeq, a predicted model, not a curated record